Molecule: messenger RNA, 540 nt
Organism: Exserohilum turcica Et28A
Lineage: Eukaryota; Fungi; Ascomycota; Dothideomycetes; Pleosporales; Pleosporaceae
Exons: 2
Source: RefSeq, a predicted model, not a curated record
GUCAACGCCUUGCGUUUCUGCACGAACGGUGGAGUUAACGACACCAUUAAGCAGGCAACUGCUCGGAUCUUCGACGUUGCUUAUCAGUUGCUCACUUGUACAACGCCAGGUGCCAUCCAGGCCGCAGCGCCUGUCAUUGUCGGACGGGUUAACCUCAACAACUACCAGGUCUGGUACAUUUUUGACGUGCGGGUCGCUGAGGAGAUUCGCCGAGUGUUCGCCGCUGCUCCUCCUGAGCUUCGCUGGGUCUUUGACAUGUUCUGCCGUCCAAGGGGGCUGUCGCCGUACGAUGCUACCUUUGGUCCUGGCCUCAGCGGUUAUUCGCCUGUUGUCGCCCGUACGACGCUCCAUGCCCGUCAAAUCUUGGGUGGCCGACCCUCGUACCUCAAGGCCUUCCUCGUCUAUUCGCGUGGCGCCCUUAAUGCUACGUUCUGCGAUAACUGUGCGCCAGUCUUGGACGGGGCGAAGGAGUUCACGGCCUUUGCUAGUUGUGUCUCUAUCCAUGGAGAGUGGGGUGGUGCGUGUAGCAAUUGCAUCUAG